Messenger RNA from Venustampulla echinocandica, 1161 nucleotides. RefSeq lists its product as uncharacterized. Gene Ontology annotation, cellular component: RNA N6-methyladenosine methyltransferase complex; nucleus. The record is from RefSeq and is a predicted model, not a curated record. Gene Ontology annotation, molecular function: methyltransferase activity. The coding region runs from base 1 to 1161 and encodes 386 amino acids. The transcript has a single exon. Lineage: Eukaryota; Fungi; Ascomycota; Leotiomycetes; Helotiales; Pleuroascaceae.
AUGACUUCAUGUAUACUAUACCAGCGCGAAGAUGAAGGUACAUAUGUCACACUACUUGACAUUCCUCGUUCCAUCGAGCUGGCCCAAGCGGAACCCGGACCAGGACUGAAGAUUAUUUCCUCGAAGCCGUUACAGCAUCCAUAUCCGUCAGUCGAACCGAAAUCCGCCAGCGCAAAAGCGAAACUGGGAGAGGUACCAAUAGAGGAGUUGUUGCUUCAAAGACAAGUGGAAAUUGCUUUAGAGAGCAUCAAAGAGAUUCACGCUGGAGAAUGGUGUCUACCACGUGCAACCGAAGAACCUGGGGUAUUGGCCCCAGAGAAGAAACGUAAGAGGGAAGCUUCAAAAUCCCCAGCAGACGAGCCUGAGAAGCUCAAAGAUGUUCCGAAAACUCCCAUUGUCGAAGUGAUACCGGUACGAUUUGGAGGCAGUCAAGAAAACCAAGCAUUUGUAUUCCAGAAUACCAAGAAUGAACCUGCAUACAUUAGAGUGACGCCAGGCGAACCGCCAGCUCGAGUGCCGCCGCAGUCAACAGCUUUGUGUGGAGAUAUCACCACAACAGUCUCGACCUUCAAUAUGUCGGCCCCAGUGUUCGAGCUCAUAAUUAUGGAUCCACCAUGGCCGAACCGCUCAGCGCGCAGGAAGAACUCGUACUCAAUAUCUUAUUCUACCGCUGAGAUACGUGCCUUGCUCUCAUCCAUUCCAAUAUGUGACCAUCUCGCCAAAGAGGGAUUCGUGGCAGUAUGGGUUACGAACAAGCCCGCUUUCCGUGACAUGCUUCUUGAGGAAGGUGGCUUGUUUGAUGAGUGGGGUAUUGAGCUAGUGGAGGAAUGGGUUUGGGUGAAAGUCACCGCGAGUGGGGAGACAAUAUGUGAAUUAGAUUCGGUGUGGAGGAAACCGUACGAGAUUCUGCUAGUAGGACGAAGGAAACAGGCCGAAAAGGGUGUAAAGAGGGAGAUCAAGAAGAUGGUUGUUGUUGGAGUUCCUGACUUGCACUCAAGGAAGCCAAACCUAAAAAUAUUGUUCGAGAGACUGGUAGGAAGGGAUACCUAUGACGGGUUAGAGAUAUUUGCAAGGAAUUUGACUGCAGGAUGGUGGAGUUGGGGUAACGAAGUCCUGAAGUUCCAAGCAGAAGAGUAUUGGACCAAUCAGUUCACGGAUUAA